Cynoglossus semilaevis (tongue sole) is the source of this 4408-nucleotide messenger RNA. RefSeq names its product cholecystokinin receptor-like. NCBI's taxonomy places the organism in Eukaryota, Metazoa, Chordata, Actinopteri, Pleuronectiformes, Cynoglossidae. Gene Ontology annotation, cellular component: plasma membrane. Gene Ontology annotation, biological process: neuropeptide signaling pathway. Gene Ontology annotation, molecular function: neuropeptide receptor activity. The record is from RefSeq and is a predicted model, not a curated record. The coding region runs from base 818 to 2164 and encodes 448 amino acids. The transcript is spliced from 5 exons.
GUAUUUUGAGUUUGAAGCCAUUCAGUGAAAUAAAAACGUUUUCACGCAGUUAUCAUAUAUACAGUAGCCAUAUAUACACGGCUUCUUGUCAAAAUAAUUGAUUAAUUUUAUUGACUAACACAACACACACUGUACAUCUCUGUAGGAAGAGCAGCCAGGUUUGAAGAUGUUCUGUUGGAGCUCUUUUGCAGGUGCUGUGCAGACGGACAGAACCGGUCCCAUACUGUAGGUGGUCUUAACGGAGAGGGCUGCAGGGUCUAACUGUAUCCGGUGUCUUGAUGUGCCUGCAGCAGAUGGUGCCAUCAGAGCCAUCAUUAUCAGCCCCAGACCAUGGAGUGUGUCUGGGUUUAAGGACCUGAAGGACCACAUCCACACGAACACAAAGUAAGUUCAAAUCAAAUUGAGUGGAGAAAUGACUAUUACUUCUCUCUGCGAUGGAUCUCUAACUCUUUUACGCUGGUGUUUAUGUGCGCGCGCACGGGCUCGCGCGUGAGAGAGAGAGAGAGAGAGAGUGUCAUUGACUCUCUCCCUCAGCAGCUCCUUCAUUCCUCCACUCUCUCAGCUGCGGAACGACACGGAGCGUUUUGUUUGUUUUAUUUUCCUCCACUUUACGCGUGUCAACCUCGCGCUCUUCGCCUGUUGUUCCGUUUGUAUUUAUAUUUAUAUUUUAAUUUUUGACUUUGCUGUUGACCGGCGUGGACUCUUCCCGCGCCUGUUAUGACGAAGACAGAAGGGGCGACUGGCAAAAGUUGAACCACGCGCGCUGCGUUCUUCCAGGAGCAGGUGUGACAGUGAGAACAACUCCGACCAUUACAGCAUGGCUCUGCCGUCGGACAACGGCACUGAGCUGCAGCUGGUGUCAGCCGACUGUCUGCCGCUGGAGAACCUCAACCUGACCGCCAACGGCAGCUGCAGCAACGGCAGCUCCAUUCUCAACCAGAAACCUCCAACCAGAGUCAAAGAGAUGGACUCUCUGCGCAUCGUGCUCUACGUGCUCAUCUUUCUCCUCAGUGUCUUUGGCAACUUGCUGAUCAUCUUGGUCCUGAUGUUGAACAAGCGCAUGCGGACCGUCACCAACUCCUUCCUGCUGUCGCUGGCUGUCAGCGACCUGAUGAUUGGCAUCUUCUGUAUGCCCUUCACCCUUAUUCCCAACAUCCUGGAGGACUUCAUCUUCGGCGCAUCCAUGUGCAAGAUUGUGACCUAUUUUAUGGGGAUCUCCGUCAGCAUCUCCACCUUCAGUCUUGUGGCCAUUGCCAUUGAAAGGUACAGCGCCAUCUGCAACCCGCUCAAGUCCCGCGUGUGGCAGACGCGUUCGCACGCCUACCGCGUCAUCACUGCCACUUGGGUGCUGUCGCUGCUAAUUAUGAUUCCGUACCCUGUGUUCAGCAAGAUCAGAACCUUUCCAAAGAGCAAUGGCACAGAGGGACGGAUGUGUCGCCUGGACUGGCCCAGUCAGGCCGUGGAGCAGAGCUGGUAUGUGUUGCUGCUCUUCAUCCUCUUCUUCAUCCCGGGGAUUGUGAUGAUGGUAGCCUACGGCCUGAUCUCCAGAGAACUCUAUCGAGGCAUGAAGUUCGAGCUGGGCCAGAACACAGAGAGUGCUGCCCAAAAGAACGGUGUGAGCAAGGCUGCUGCAGCAGCUACCAAUGACGACGACGACGGCUGCUACGUCCAGGUAGUUAAAAAACCCUCCUCUGCUGUUGAGCUCCCGACCCUCUCUGCCUCAUCGGGUGCCCCUCAGGCCAAGACUGAGCGUGCUCGCAGCAACACCAGCGAGGCCAAGCUUCAGGCCAAGAAGCGGGUCGUCCGCAUGCUUUUGGUGAUCGUGGCGCUCUUUUUCAUCUGCUGGAUGCCCCUGUAUUUUGCCAACACCUGGAGAGCCUUUGACCUGAGGUCAGCGGUUAAAGCGCUCUCAGGAGCUCCCAUCUCGUUCAUCCACCUGCUGUCCUACACCUCUGCCUGCGUCAACCCCAUCAUCUACUGCUUCAUGAACAUGCGCUUCCGUAAGGCCCUGAUCGCCACGUUUGCCUGCUGCUGUCGCAAUCGCCUGUGCCGCCAGUUCCCCUGCUGCGGUAGGAACGGAGGAGAGGACGCCGUCACAGCAACAACCAUGGCCACCUCGGUGUCGAAAGUAACCUACGCUACUGUCAGCACCACUGCCACCUAAUAAGCAGGCUGUCAAAAGUUCAUGGUCCAUACUCGAAAAAAGUUCACUGCGUGCACCCUUCUGAUGUUUCAGUGAAGUGUCUUCUUGUCUCCUAUUGUCUUUUACAGUCUUCUUUUAAAGGUUUGUCCAGAGGUUGUGAGUAUGGUCAGGAGGAACUCUCUGUGGUCUUUUAUGUUUUCAUGUAUGAACAUCCACAGUGUUGUAUCCUGAAUGGAUUAUCAAGUGCCUGUGCUCUCUGUGGGUCUCUGAGUUUGGUGGGAUGGUUACUCACAAAGACAUAAUUAUAUUUAAGAGAUAAUAUUCCAACUGGAACUCUAAUCUUUACAACAUUUUAACUAUAGUUUGUGCCAAAGCUUUAUUUCUGAUGAACCACAAGUCUUGAUCUUCAUUUACAAUAUCUCUCGCUCUCUUUCACUCUCUCUCUCUCUCUCUCUCUCCUCUUUAUUACAAAACUAUAUGAAUUAAGGCUGUGCAGUUUGAAGAGGUAGAACCCAAAGUGUCCUCACGUCUCUGUCCCAACUGUAAUCUGAAGCCCUUAAGUAUGGUUUGUCUCACUACUCAUUGUGUAUAGGAGAUGAAAACAUUUGUUAUCCAGAUAAAAAGCCUUAUGAAUUUAUCCUGCAUAUUUAUUCUGUAUAGACAUAUUGAGGAGAAAUGUGCUUACACUAUAAUUAUUCUUUGGGCCGUUUCACACAGGUUGUCCAACAUGUUGUUGUUGUUAUUUUUCCAUGUUAUUUAUUUGUGUAUUGAACUAUUAUCCAGUUGAUGACCAAUAGUGUUUUACUGAGUGACUUUGUAGCUGUUUUUGUCUCUGAUCAAUCUUCACUUGGGUUUGAGUUUUGCUUGUCAGAGUUACACAUAUGACACCAUGACCAUAUGAGUUCAUGGUGUUUUUGUUUUUUCUAAUUUAUUUUUUUUAAAUCACUGUUAGGACUAUUCAAAGGAUGGAUGGGAAUACUCAAGUCAGUGUAAAAAACAACAACUUAAUAUCGAGGUGUGAAAGAACUGUUCUUAGUAAAAGCGUCACUCUUUUGUUCGAUUGGUUUCAAAAUAUUUGUUUACUUUAGCUUCAAGAUGGCAACAAAUACUAGACUAGACCAAAAAACUAAAAACUACAAAAUGACAGUGAUUAAUACAGUAAACUAAUUUGAAAUGUCAGCUAUUUCCUGGGUGAGCUUGGGUCUCAUUCGACUUGUCUGCUGUUUCCAGGACUGCUCUGGAACUGGUACAGAAGCUAGUUGAGCUAAUGAAGACAACAGGACUAGCUGAGCUACUUCAGUUUGACAGACUGCAGUGUAAUACUUGUCUUUAUAUUUCAGAGAAUGGACACACUGUAGGGUUAGGUCAGUAUACUGCAGCCUGAUUCACAGAAUACUGAAUAUAGGAAUCUUAUUGUGACCUACUAUACAUGAAUGCUAAGUUGGCUGAAAAAUGAGGCCAACAUAUUUAGUUUGGCCAUAUAUUCUGUGUGAGGCCCAGACUUGAAUCUAUAAACUACACAAGGCCACAGCCAAAUAUUUAAAAGCAGUAAAGAUUUUAAAAUGUUAAAAAUGUACUUCCUUGUUACUUGAGUUAGGGGACCAUUCAUUACAUGGUGUUUUCAUGAGAGAAUACUAUGUAUACCAAAAUGGUAGACCAUAUGAUGUAGUAUUUUAGUCACACAGUAGCAAAUUCAACGAUAAGCUUAGAACAUCUCCCCGAUGCGGUGACUGGAUAUACAGUAAUCGUAUUUAUGAUGGCCAUAGUUUGUUGUCCCAGAAUUACAACAGUGACUUCAGAGAACCAACGGAAUUAGAACUGACACAACUGACUGUCAGUCUGAGCGAAUCAAAUACAACUUUUGUUUUGGCACAAUGUAUACAAGGUGUUACAUGAGGGUCUUUAAGACUAGUCUUUACAGUGACUUCAACGACUUGCUUGGUUGUUCUGCUGUUAAUACUGUCUAAAAUAUAAAACAGAAAGCUGGGACUGUUAUGAAGAAAUGUGAACUUUAAAAUGUCUGUCAAAAAUCUUGAUGUUCAUGCUUUCUGUACAGGUGUGUUGUAUUUGGGUUUUUUUUACAUUUGUCUUUUUAGCAAUGACUGUCCUUUCUUUGAAGUUAAAAUAGUCAUGGUUUAUGUGAAUAUGUAAGAAAGAAAAUUCACUUCCAACAUAUUUAAAAACUGUUUUUCUGUGUUACUUUAAGUGUGAAAAGGCCUUGAUUGUGUCAGCCUUGAAUAAUAAAUACCGGUGUGUAGCAAUUUA